GCUCCGGGGGGGGGGGCGGCAGUCUGUCGCCUGGCCCCCUCCUCCUCACUCCUCGCCCUCCAGCGUAGCGGCUACCUAAGCGCUGCAGGGGGCUGCGGCUGCCUACUCCGCCCCAGACCUGUCGGCGAAAGGUUUAUGCCAGCGUGGCUUCAUUCAUACAGAUGAACCAAGGAUUGGGAUAGCAAUAUAAAAUUAGAAUCAGACAGCUGAUUGCCCAGCAGGAUGCCAUCAACUAACCGUGCGGGCAGCCUGAAGGACCCUGAAAUUGCAGAGCUCUUCUUCAAAGAAGAUCCAGAGAAGCUCUUCACAGAUCUCAGAGAAAUUGGCCAUGGAAGCUUUGGAGCAGUGUAUUUUGCACGAGAUGUGCGCACCAAUGAAGUGGUGGCUAUCAAGAAAAUGUCUUAUAGUGGAAAGCAGUCCACUGAGAAAUGGCAGGAUAUUAUUAAGGAAGUCAAGUUUCUACAAAGAAUAAAACAUCCCAACAGUAUAGAAUACAAAGGCUGCUAUUUACGUGAGCACACAGCAUGGCUUGUAAUGGAAUAUUGUUUAGGAUCUGCUUCAGAUUUACUAGAAGUUCACAAAAAGCCAUUGCAAGAAGUGGAAAUAGCAGCAAUUACACAUGGUGCUCUCCAGGGAUUAGCCUACUUACAUUCUCAUACCAUGAUCCAUAGAGAUAUCAAAGCAGGAAAUAUCCUUCUGACAGAGCCAGGCCAGGUGAAACUUGCUGACUUUGGAUCCGCUUCCAUGGCAUCUCCUGCCAAUUCUUUUGUGGGAACGCCAUAUUGGAUGGCCCCAGAAGUAAUUUUAGCCAUGGAUGAAGGACAGUAUGAUGGAAAAGUGGAUGUAUGGUCUCUUGGUAUAACGUGUAUUGAACUAGCGGAAAGGAAGCCUCCUUUAUUUAAUAUGAAUGCAAUGAGUGCCUUAUAUCACAUAGCCCAAAAUGAAUCCCCUACACUACAGUCUAAUGAAUGGUCUGAUUAUUUUCGCAACUUUGUAGAUUCUUGCCUCCAGAAAAUCCCUCAAGAUCGCCCUACAUCAGAGGAACUUUUAAAGCACAUGUUUGUUCUUCGGGAGCGCCCUGAAACAGUGUUAAUAGAUCUUAUUCAGAGGACAAAGGAUGCAGUAAGGGAGCUGGACAAUCUGCAGUAUCGAAAGAUGAAGAAACUCCUUUUCCAGGAGGCACAUAAUGGACCAGCAGUAGAAGCACAGGAAGAAGAAGAGGAACAAGAUCAUGGUGUUGGACGGACAGGAACAGUGAAUAGUGUUGGAAGUAAUCAGUCUAUUCCCAGUAUGUCCAUCAGUGCCAGUAGCCAAAGCAGUAGUGUUAACAGUCUUCCAGAUGCCUCGGAUGACAAGAGUGAGCUAGACAUGAUGGAGGGAGACCACACAGUGAUGUCUAAUAGUUCUGUCAUCCAUUUAAAACCUGAGGAAGAAAAUUACAGAGAAGAGGGAGAUCCUAGAACAAGGGCAUCAGAUCCACAAUCUCCACCCCAAGUAUCUCGUCAUAAAUCACACUACCGUAAUCGAGAACACUUUGCUACUAUACGGACGGCCUCACUGGUUACAAGGCAAAUGCAAGAACAUGAGCAGGACUCUGAGCUUAGAGAACAAAUGUCUGGCUAUAAGAGAAUGAGGCGGCAACAUCAAAAGCAGUUGAUGACUCUGGAAAAUAAGUUAAAGGCUGAGAUGGAUGAACAUCGCCUCAGAUUAGACAAAGAUCUUGAAACACAACGUAACAAUUUUGCUGCAGAAAUGGAGAAACUUAUCAAGAAACAUCAGGCCGCUAUGGAAAAAGAGGCUAAAGUGAUGGCCAAUGAAGAGAAAAAAUUUCAGCAACAUAUUCAGGCCCAACAGAAGAAAGAACUAAACAGCUUUUUGGAGUCCCAGAAAAGAGAAUAUAAACUUCGAAAAGAACAGCUUAAGGAGGAGCUGAAUGAAAAUCAGAGCACCCCCAAAAAAGAAAAACAGGAGUGGCUUUCAAAGCAGAAGGAGAAUAUACAGCAUUUCCAAGCAGAAGAAGAGGCUAAUCUUCUACGGCGUCAGAGACAAUACCUAGAGCUGGAAUGCCGUCGCUUCAAGAGAAGAAUGUUACUUGGGCGCCAUAACUUAGAACAGGACCUUGUCAGGGAGGAGUUAAAUAAAAGACAGACUCAAAAGGACUUAGAGCACGCCAUGCUGCUACGACAGCAUGAGUCCAUGCAAGAACUGGAGUUCCGCCACCUCAACACAAUUCAGAAGAUGCGCUGUGAGUUGAUCAGAUUGCAGCAUCAAACUGAGCUCACUAACCAGCUGGAAUAUAAUAAGCGAAGAGAACGAGAACUAAGGCGAAAGCAUGUCAUGGAGGUUCGACAACAGCCUAAGAGUCUGAAGUCUAAAGAACUCCAAAUAAAAAAGCAGUUUCAGGACACCUGCAAAAUCCAAACCAGACAGUACAAAGCAUUAAGAAAUCACCUACUGGAGACUACACCAAAGAGUGAGCACAAAGCUGUUCUGAAACGGCUCAAAGAGGAGCAGACCCGGAAGUUAGCCAUCUUGGCUGAACAGUAUGACCACAGCAUUAAUGAAAUGCUGUCCACCCAAGCUCUGCGUUUGGAUGAAGCACAGGAAGCAGAGUGCCAGGUUUUAAAGAUGCAGCUGCAGCAGGAACUGGAGCUGUUAAAUGCAUAUCAGAGCAAAAUCAAGAUGCAAGCUGAGGCACAACAUGAUCGAGAGCUUCGGGAACUUGAACAGAGGGUCUCCCUCCGCAGGGCACUCUUAGAACAAAAGAUUGAAGAAGAAAUGUUGGCUUUGCAGAAUGAACGCACAGAACGAAUACGAAGCCUGCUGGAACGUCAAGCCAGAGAAAUUGAAGCCUUUGACUCUGAAAGCAUGAGACUAGGUUUUAGUAACAUGGUCCUUUCUAAUCUCUCCCCUGAGGCAUUCAGCCACAGCUACCCAGGAGCUUCUGGUUGGUCUCACAAUCCUACUGGGGGUCCAGGACCUCACUGGGGUCAUCCCAUGGGUGGCCCACCACAGGCUUGGGGCCAUCCAAUGCAAGGUGGACCCCAGCCGUGGGGUCAUCCCUCAGGGCCAAUGCAAGGGGUACCUCGAGGUAGCAGUAUGGGAGUCCGCAAUAGCCCCCAGGCUCUAAGGCGGACAGCUUCUGGGGGACGGACGGAGCAGGGCAUGAGCAGAAGCACGAGUGUCACUUCACAAAUAUCCAAUGGGUCACACAUGUCUUAUACAUAACUUAAUAAUUGAGAGUGGCAAUUCCGCUGGAGCUGUCUGCCAAAAGAAACUGCCUACAGACAUCGUCACAGCAGCCUCCUCACUUGGGUACUACAGUGUGGAAGCUGAGUGCAUAUGGUAUAUUUUAUUCAUUUUUGUAAAGCGUUCUGUUUUGUGUUUACUAAUUGAGAUGUCAUAGUAUUUGGCUGCCGGGUUUUGUUUUUUUGUUUUUGUUUUUUAACUUUUGGAGAAAUUUUGAAAAGGGGAAUAGAUAUGUAUGUGUGUAUACAUAUACAUACAUACAUACACACACACACACACACACACACACACACACAUAUAUCUCAAGCAUGUGGUUACAAGAAUUGGCUAGUUAGGGGGUAUUUUCUGAACACUGCAAAAAUAGAAUGCAGCAAUGUGUCUUGAGUCAUCACUUUGGGGCAGUUAUAUCCUAAGAAGGUCGUGAAAAAAUCUAAAGCCUUUCUCCAUACCCCAAAUUCUUAUAAGCCACUCACAGCAGGCAGCAUAUGCUGAAACAAGUUAUUAUGGAAACACAUCUGUGUCCCCUCACCAAUGUAUUUUCUUUAUUAAAUUGAUCUGACUUCUCAGCCUCAUUUGGAGUGAAAAAGAACGUGGAAAUCCAUGAACACUAAAGGGUUCCAUUGACUUUUUCAGAGAGUGGAAAACAGUUUAGUUCUUUUUCUGAAUGCUGCAUAGAUUUGUCAGUGAUUUUCUUUUUUUUUUUUGUCCAUUCAAUUGUGCCUUUUUUGUGGCAUGGUGAGAUGGAGGUGUAAGGAGAUCACAAGUUGUGUGGGAAUUGCAUCAACGAACCUGUGAGCCUUUAAAGGGGAAGACCAGAAGGGUGAGAGAGGCCCCUGAAAGUUCAUAUGGUGGGUAUGUUAAGCAGCAUAGUGAGGAGAUGAAGCCUCUGUCUGUAUCCUGACGUUUUGUUGCUUAUACUGUGAUAUUUUAUCCUAGCUAAGCUCUAUAACUCCCAAGACCCCAAACAGUACUUUUACUUUGUACAAAAACAAAGAACAUAUAGCCAAUACAAAUCAAAUGCCAGAGAGUUUUGAAUGAUGCCAUAUUUGCAAACUGCCAUCUAUUGGAAUUCUCACCACACUACAUAGACAUAAUUUGAUUACCCCUUUUGGCUUAUGGGAUUUCCUGUUUACAAGUAGAAUAGCCAAUUAUUUAAAUGCUUAGUUGCCAUAGUGAACCAGGAGUCACUGAGCCAAUGACUUUACCAGCUGCUGACUAAUCCUCAUCACCACUGUAGAUUUUGCUGUAUGUGCAGGUCCUCUUUUUUUUUUUUUUU
Physeter macrocephalus (sperm whale) is the source of this 4525-nucleotide messenger RNA. It is a transcript of the gene TAOK1, whose product is annotated as TAO kinase 1. Gene Ontology annotation, molecular function: ATP binding; protein serine/threonine kinase activity. NCBI's taxonomy places the organism in Eukaryota, Metazoa, Chordata, Mammalia, Artiodactyla, Physeteridae. Gene Ontology annotation, biological process: regulation of cytoskeleton organization; protein phosphorylation. Bases 223 to 3228 code for a protein of 1001 amino acids. Gene Ontology annotation, cellular component: cytoplasm. The record is from RefSeq and is a predicted model, not a curated record. The transcript has 20 exons.